AUGAGAUCCGUAGCCAAGCUGGUCCAUGUCAGCUUCCGCACCGUCGAGAGGGCGGCCGACUGGCUCACGGGCUCCGCCGGCCCCGUCUUCAUCGCAAUCUGCAUCAUCCUCGUCGUGGGCGGCAUCUGGACCUUUUUCUCCUCAAUGUUCCCGCAGCUCGCACAGGCGCCACCAGAGCUCGUCGCCCUCUUCCAAACCCAUUCGCCCGCCCACGUCGCCCUCGGCCUGGCGCCGUCAAUCUACAACAGCUUCAAGCAGACGCCCGCAGUCGCGGCCAAGUUCUUCGCCUGGCUCUCGGUAUGCCUCUUCAUCAUCCUCAGCAUCGGGUGGCACUACUACAUGGCCUGCACAGAGCCGCCGGGCACCGUCCUAGAGGGGCUUGGAGACUCGAACCGAGAGCGCAGGACCGGGCCAGGCAGCAGCAUCUGGUGGUCCAGGUACAGGAAACGCGCCUCCAAAGCGAGCGGCCCAGCGGUGCCCCGUCUCGCUUCGACGGCCACAGUGCAUCCUGGGAAAGGUGCGGAUGCCGAAACCGCAUUCGAGCCUGCCUCGCCCAUCCGUCCGGUGGCCUCGCUCGAGGACCUGCGGAAGGGCUCCAGCGACUCCCAGCGCGCGUCGCGAUCGUCGAAUGCCGCGGGGGCCAAGAUGGCGCACCUCAUUUCGUCGUCGCGCUCCUCUUCGCAUCGAUCCUCGUCGAGCCAAUCGUCUAUCACCUUGAGCAGCCCACGGCUAGCCAAAUCGCCGCUUCCCAUUUCGAUGCAAGAGGCCGAACUGCGCCUCCCGGGGCACGUCGACGCAGAGCUCGAAUCGGACGUCGAUGACGAGGACGAUGACAUGUUUCCGCUCGCGCGCAUGUGCCACAAGUGCCCCAAGGUGCCACUCUGGAAGGCACUCUCUGUGCUUCCGCCCGAGCUGCGACAAAUCGAGAGACGGCUGCGCUCGAAAAAGCCCAAGAGCACGGCCAAGCCGCCUGGCGACUCAUACGUGGCCGACAACGAGGACGACGAGGGCGAGGCCGAGAUUCGAGCUUGGCUUGGCGACGAAGAGGCCGAGAAGCUGGUGCCUCCUCCGAAGCCGGAGCGCGCCCAUCAUUGCCGUGCCUGCAAGACCUGCACUUUGAAAUUCGACCACCAUUGCCCCUGGAUCAACGGCUGCGUCGGCAUCGGCAACGAGCGCUACUUCGUCCUCUUCAUGACCUGGCUCUCCAUUGGUUGCGCCGUGGUGACCGCAAGCGGGUGGCGAGUCGUCAGGGAAACGUUCGAAUUCCGCAGCGACUGGCCGUACCCAUAUACGCCGCGAGUCUUUGUGCUGCUCCUGUACGUCCUCGCCGUGGUCAUGGGCUUCGCGCUCGCGGUCAUGGCAGGAUGGCAGCUCCUCAUCGUGGCGCGCGGCGAGACGAGCGUCGAGAGCAACGACAACGCGUACUACCGAGAGCUGGCCGCGAAGCGAGGCCAAGACUUCGACAACGUCUACGACGUCGGUGCAUGGAAGAACCUGCAGCUCUUCUUCAACGUCGGGCCCGGAUCGCCCUUUCGGUACCAUACCAUCCUCCUGCCUAAACGCAUCCCGCCUUAUUCGGACGGGUGGCACUGGGCCAAGAAACGCGGCCUGGGCGGCCGACAUGCCGGCGUCAAGGCGGGCGAGGAGCUGACGGAUGAGGAGGUCGAGUACGACGACCACGCAGAUGUCUACCGACCCUCUCCCUCUUCUGUCUCGAAUUCAUCCCCGGUCGGAGAUGGCCAGAGCGAGUAA
Pseudozyma flocculosa PF-1 is the source of this 1752-nucleotide messenger RNA. RefSeq lists its product as uncharacterized. The transcript has 5 exons. NCBI's taxonomy places the organism in Eukaryota, Fungi, Basidiomycota, Ustilaginomycetes, Ustilaginales, Ustilaginaceae. Bases 1 to 1752 code for a protein of 583 amino acids. The record is from RefSeq and is a predicted model, not a curated record. Gene Ontology annotation, molecular function: palmitoyltransferase activity.